Messenger RNA from Hypoxylon trugodes, 1320 nucleotides. Its product is annotated as FAD/NAD(P)-binding domain-containing protein. The record is from RefSeq and is a predicted model, not a curated record. Bases 1 to 1320 code for a protein of 439 amino acids. Lineage: Eukaryota; Fungi; Ascomycota; Sordariomycetes; Xylariales; Hypoxylaceae. Gene Ontology annotation, molecular function: electron-transferring-flavoprotein dehydrogenase activity; flavin adenine dinucleotide binding. Gene Ontology annotation, cellular component: cytoplasm. The transcript has 3 exons.
AUGUUGGAAAAACCCCUUCUAGUAAUCAAGGGCAUCGGGUUCAUCUUUUCAUUUCUUCUCUCCGCCUUACGACGUUCUAUAGCUUUCCGUUUUAAGCUUAUAGGACACUCGAUGUUUUCUUCUAAAGCUUCGUCGACGGACCCUCAGAAGUCCAUAGUCAUCGUCGGCGCUUCCAUCGCGGGAUACUCCGCCGCAAGUACCAUUGCAAAGUACUUGCUACCUGAUUCCCCGUAUCGCGUCGUAGUGGUUGAGCCCCGCGAUCACUUCCAAUUUACUUGGGUCCUCCCCCGUUUCUGCGUCGUCGAAAGUCACGAGCACAAGGCCUUCAUUCCUUAUGGUCCCUACUUACCCAAGAAUGCGUUCAACGUAGAUGGUGGUAAGGUAUCCUGGGUCAAGGAUCGAGUUUCGAGUAUCACUAGAGAUGCGGUUCGCUUAGAGUCUACCGGUCAAGAGAUCCCGUAUGAGUACUUAGUCUUGGCGACCGGCGCGGGCGCCACGGAUACCCUGCCUAGUCGAGUGGGAACCGACACUAAGGCCCAGGGAAUGGAGUUCUUAAGAGAUAUGCAGAAGAAGAUUCGCGAUUCUAAGGAUCUGGUUGUCGUUGGAGGAGGCGCUGCUGGUGUUGAGCUAGCGACUGACGCCAAGAACCAUUACCCCGAUAAGAGAGUGGUUUUAGUACACUCUCGUGACGCUGUCAUGCACCGUUUCGGACCGAAGUUGCAGGCCGCUGCAUUUGACGGCAUCAAGGAUCUCGGAGUUGAGCUCAUCACCGGUGAUAGGGUGGUUCGAGAGGAUAAGGAGAGAGGUAUUGCUGUGUUGAGGAGUGGCAAAGAGAUUGCCUGCGACUUCUUGGUCAACUGCACAGGUCAAAGACCCGACUCUAAACUUCUAGCACAACUGAGCCCGGAGUCGAUAUCCGAUUCAGGCCACGUCCUCACCAAGUCCACCUUACAAAUUAAAGACGAAUCGCUACCCAAUAUCUACGCCUGCGGCGAUGUAUCCGACACUAACACGGCGCACCCUAACUCUCGAUCCGCAAGACGCCAAGCUACAACUGUGGCAUACAACGUGCUCGCCGGUGUAGAAGGGAAGAAGCCUAGCGAGAUCUAUGAACCCCACUGGAUGGAUGGAGUGAUCAAGCUGACAUUGGGACUUCAUAAGUCAGUAACAAACAUUGGCGACGAUCAUACCGAAUUCAUAAAGCCGAUAGAGGACAAGGACGUCGCUCUUAUGUCUGCGGGUGCUUGGAAGAAGCUAGGGGCUAAGCCAUUCGAGGAUGACGAAUCCGAAUUCUUGAGCAAAGUCCAGUCUAAGAUUUAA